AUGUCUGAAAAUCGAGACGACGAUGCGCCUGAGCACGUGCUGCCUUCGACGCAUUACUACUCUGUAGAGUAUCCCGGCUACGUAGAAUCAACGUCUGUGGACAAAGCAGUGGCUGCUUUAGGCGGAAUAAAGUCUCUCGACGCGUCACUCCGGAAGCAUGCUCAGCCAGCGCCAGCGCCUCAGUUAUGGCUUCAGCCAGGGAACCUCUUUGCUCAUCCUAUUCAGGGGAAUAUUGUGAAAACUAAUAAGCUUGUGCUCGAAGUUAUUCAGAGGAAGAAGAGGAACAGAAUACACACUCAUGAGGAAGAGGCGGAGGGGGAAUUUACUGCAACUAUUAUUGGAUCUGCGAGUCGUACCAUUAGAUUCAGGGCUUUGGCGGAUUUCCAUUUCCAACCUGACCCCAAUGACCGGAUAUCCCAACUUCGCGCUUCAGCAGAGACCAUGGAUGCGCGCCAAUUUCAGGGAUUCACGUUUGAACCUGAGCUUGAAGAUUAUGUUGUGCAAGAGCCACCAUCCGGGAAGGAAUAUGUCGAAGGUAUCACAGAACCCGAGUCUCCUUCCAAAUGGCCAUCACGAAGCAAUUUACGCCUCAUGCCACCACCGAUUUUGAGUCGGCAGACGAUCCCCCAGGUUUACAACUAUAAGGCAAAUCCUACCUCUAUCGUUCAAACUUUUACGGACAAGAAGACUGGUCUAGAAAAGCAAAGGCUCCUCAACAAACGCCGUUAUAGUGGUGUGGGCGUUACAUUUAUAUCCACAGACGAGCCCACUCCCGAAGAGCCGCCAUCGAACGUUGUAGCGAAAGAAUCACAGGUAGAUGAGAAACUUCUACAAAGGGUUAAAACAGUAUUCCAAACAAGACCCAUUUGGUCGCGUGUUGCUCUUCAGAACCAAUUGAGUGCCAGGGAAGCGAGGGAUCUCCAGCAGAAUUUGAACGCAAAGAACGUGUACAGUUUGGUGGGGUAUCAAUUCAGAGAUGGUCCCUACCACGACUUGCUCGUUCGAUAUGGCUAUGACCCUCGCGUGAACUCGGACAGUAGAAUCUACCAGCGUAUUUACUUUCGGAGUGUAGAAUCUGCGGUACCGAGGAAUAGACGACCAGGGGGGAAAACUGAACCCGUCGAUAACACCGGUCCAUCCGGUAGUGCCUUGCCACCAACAACGACACCUACGAUCGAAAGAAACAUAAAAUCGCAUAUUUAUGACGGAAAGACGAUGAUUCCGGGAAUGUCAGGAUUUCAAGUCUGCGAUAUCGUCGAUCCAGUUAUCAAGUCCUUACUUCAGGAUCCAAGUUAUUGGCGAACAGAAUUUGACGAUACGGAUGGCUGGUGGCAGAGUGCACCACUCACACUCAUACGAGCCCUUAUGAGGAAGAAAUACGAAGGGCUUAGUAAGGGCAUUAUCUACACAGACGAAGAGUGCAUGGCCUCUUGGGAAGAAGCAGUCGUUACACCACCUGAGGAAGAGGAUGGACCCGAUGAAGAUGAAGAUGGGGGGGAAGAGUAUGAGGGAGGAAGGCUUAAGAAGAGUGGAAAAUCUUCUGUGCUGAAAGGCAAAGCUGCCGUUCGAUUAAAGAAGUAUACAAAGAAGAGGAAUCGAGCGAAGGCUCGGUUGACGGAAGAUGAAAGAAGGGCGGCCAGACUCCAGGCCCAGCUCAGAAGGGAGGAUGACACAGGCAGAGAGAUGGAUAUUGGUUGAUCUGAAGAAGACGCAACCCUCCUUGGCCUGCUUGGACCAAUCAAUACUAAUGUUAAGAUUAUUUGCAUGGGGCAUGCCUACCGUGAUAAAAAGCUUGUUGGCCCCAUUCAUCACCGCUCCGCGUAAAUUGCCC
Cantharellus anzutake is the source of this 1831-nucleotide messenger RNA. RefSeq names its product RNA polymerase III transcription factor IIIC subunit-domain-containing protein. NCBI's taxonomy places the organism in Eukaryota, Fungi, Basidiomycota, Agaricomycetes, Cantharellales, Hydnaceae. Bases 1 to 1698 code for a protein of 565 amino acids. Gene Ontology annotation, cellular component: transcription factor TFIIIC complex. Gene Ontology annotation, biological process: transcription initiation at RNA polymerase III promoter. The transcript has 11 exons. The record is from RefSeq and is a predicted model, not a curated record.